AUGUCUGCCAACGACUUCUAUGGCUCAGGGGACAGGUCUCACGUUCCCCAACAGAAUCAACAGUACAGCCAAUACGACCAAUAUGACCCAAACUCCCAAGAAGGUGAAAGGGGUAUGCUUGGUAAAACCGUCGGUGCCAUCGCUGGUGGGGUCGCCGCUCACAAGUUAUCAAAUGGGUCAUUUAUGAAGACCGCUGCCGGGGCCAUUGGUGGUGGUUACGCGUUAUCAAAAAUUGAAGACAAGUACAAGGAAAGUCACCAUCAAAAACAAAAUCAUCAAUAUACUCAAGGUGGUUAUGGUGGCCAUUACGAUAAUAAAGGUAUGAAUGACGGCCAAGGAAGGGGGUUCCAUCAUGGCGGACCUCCAGGAGGAGGUUUUGGUGGAGGUUUUGGUGGGGGCUUUGGUGGACCUCCAGGAGGACCUCCAGGAGGACCUCCAGGCGGGAGUUUUGGCGGACCUUUUGGCGGACCUCCAGGAGGAGGCUUUGGUGGACCUCCAGGCGGGAGUUUUGGCGGACCUUUUGGUGGACCUCCAGGAGGACCUCCAGGCGGGAGUUUUGGCGGACCUUUUGGCGGACCUCCAGGAGGAGGCUUUGGUGGACCCCCAAGUGGACCUUCAGGAGGAAAUUAUGGUAGACCUUUUGGCGGACCUCCAGGCGGACCUCCAGGUGGUGGGUAUUACUAA
Molecule: messenger RNA, 684 nt
Organism: Saccharomycopsis crataegensis
Lineage: Eukaryota; Fungi; Ascomycota; Saccharomycetes; Ascoideales; Saccharomycopsidaceae
Exons: 1
Coding region: 1-684 (227 amino acids)
Source: RefSeq, a predicted model, not a curated record